AUGGGGCAGUUAGCAGCAAACCAAAAUACUAGACCUGCAGGCGCUCUCCCCAGCGAUACAGAGAAGAAGCCUCAAGUUAAUGCAGUUACACUCAGAAAUGGGAGGGAACUAGAAGAAGUGCCAGAGAAGAGAAAGGACAAGCCUAUACCUGAGGGGGAAUUGAUUCCUAAAGCAACACACGAGUCAAAGAAAGAUGAAGCAAGUUCAGAACCAAUGGAGACUGCAAGGCCACCACCACCUUUCCCUCAGAGAUUGCAGAAAAAGAAUGAUGAUCGUAUGUUCAGCAAAUAUCUCUCUAUGUUGAGCCAGGUUCAACUGAAUAUUCCAUUGGUGGAUGUACUUCGUGAAAUACCAAAGUAUGCUAAAUACAUAAAAGACAUUGUGGCUCACAAGAGGAGAUUGACUGAAUUCGAGACAGUUGAACUUACUGAGGAGUGCACUUCAAGUGUCCAAACCAAGCUUCGUCAAAAGCUUAAGGAUCCUGGCAGCUUUACCAUCCCUUUACGAAUUGGUAAUAUUGAUCAAUUGGUUCUGGGAGCUCCAAGACCAACUAAUGUGAUGUUGCAACUGGCUGAUAGGUCCAUAGCACACCCUGAGGGAGUGAUUGAAGAUGUGUCGCUGCAAAUUGGGAAAAUUAUCUUCCCUGUGGACUUCAUUAUCCUAGAUUAUGAGGCUGAUGAACCGGUUCCAAUCAUAUUGGACGACCUCUCUUGGCUACUGGUGAUGCAAUUAUUAAAGUGA
Molecule: messenger RNA, 741 nt
Organism: Nicotiana attenuata
Lineage: Eukaryota; Viridiplantae; Streptophyta; Magnoliopsida; Solanales; Solanaceae
Exons: 2
Coding region: 1-741 (246 amino acids)
Source: RefSeq, a predicted model, not a curated record